CGUACGACUUUCUCUUUAUUCGCAGAGGUUAUGAGAUACGCAGUCGACAAUGCAUGCACUGGUUAUAUAUGCAUCGUUAGUAUUACUUCAGUAAACAACUUCUGUAAACAACUAACAAUUAUUAAUGACGUGCCCUACCGUACCACCAUUCAAUGCCAAUGGGUUUGCAACUGUCCACCCAGAUAGCAAACGAGGGAUGUGGAGAAAGCUUGUAUCUCGAUGGAGCGUCGGAUAUUCUUACACAUGAUACGUCAGAGUAUAUCUGUAUGUCUGAAUCAUCGACCAGGAUUAGUGCACCUCUGUCUAACAACCGGAAGAUUCUAGAAGGACAGUUUGCAAUGCUCGCGUGUGAGAAGUGCGGGGAUUCCCUUGGGAAGAAAGGUAGCAACUUGGGACAGACAAAGCGAGCUUUCUGUCUUAGCUGCUCCUGUGGCGUGGGUGCGAGCAACGACAGGAAAGCACAGCCGACAAAACCCAGGAGAGACGCACGAAUGCAGGUGACCGGACGGCAGAAAAUUUCUGAAUCUGUCAAGAAAAAGCAUAAAGUUGAAGGCAAAGACAAGGGGAAACAGAGCCUAAACAACAUGGAAAAUUAUACUAUGUAUAAAGCAGACGGCUUCAUGUGGGAUGACAUGCUCUCAUCGCCGAACACGGAGGCAGCUUCCGUGUCGUCGUUCAAACACGUGGCGAUGAGUGAAGUGUGGAACAGCAUGACCGUCGGCAUGAAGGUCGAAGUGGAGAACAGCGACUGCGACAUGACGACCGACGCUUACUGGAUCGCCACCGUCAUGAAGAUAGCAGGAUACAAGGCCAUGCUGCGGUACGAAGGCUUUGGCAUGAAUGCUUCAGCUGACUUCUGGUUGAAUCUGUGCACGACAGAUGUUCAUCCGGUUGGCUGGUGUGCCGCCCAGGGCAAGCCUCUAGUGCCCCCUAAAGACGUCCAGCACAAAUACUCGGACUGGAAGGAUUUUCUUGUGCGGAGACUCACUGGUGCCAGAACACUGCCACACAACUUCAAGGAAAAGGUCGUGGAGAGCAGUCAGUCGGUGAUCAAGGUCGGACAAAUCCUAGAGGUCGUCGACAAGAACUGCAUCAGCAGGAUGCGCGUCGCAUCCGUCGACAAGGUUGUCGGAGGUCGACUCCAGCUAAAGUAUAAAGACAGCUGGUGUGCGGAAGAAGAGUUUUGGUGCCACCAGGAGUCGCCACUUAUCCACCCGAUCGGUUGGUCAGAGUACGUUGGCCAUUCGUUAAAGGCAUCUGAAGGUUACUGUGCCAAAUUGGAUUCAAAAGCGAUUCAUGAAAACAAGGAAGAGGUGCCUUGGGAGUUCUUCGAACAGCGGGCGGCGUCCGACGUUGCCUCAGGAUUCCAGGAAGGCAUGAAGCUGGAAGCCAUCGACCCGCUCAACCUGUCCAGCAUCUGCGUUGCCACGGUGAUGAAGGUGCUCGACCACGGAUACAUCAUGAUCGGUAUAGACGGAUCGAUGUCUCCACAAGGAACCGACUGGUUCUGUUAUUCGGCCAACUCUCCAUGUAUCUUCCCCGUCGGUUUCUGCGACUUGAACAGGAUUGCACUGACGGCACCACGGGGUCACAGAGGUAUCUUCAGCUGGUUUCAAUACCUGAAGAACACCAAGGCAGUUGCUGCUCCAGUGUCUCUAUUCAGCAAGUGUGUGCCAAAGCACGGCUUCAGGGUGGGCAUGAAGCUAGAGGUGGUCGAUCUAAUGGAGCCGCGACUCAUCUGUGUGGCCAGCAUAGCCAAGGUUGUCGGCAGGCUGCUGAAGGUGCACUUCGAUGGCUGGGGUGAAGAGUACGACCAGUGGGUCGACUGCGUGAGUCCGGACAUCUACCCAGUCGGCUGGUGCCAACUGAACUCGUACAGAAUCGAGGGUCCACGCAUAGAGCCCGAGCCAACGCAGCUAGCGAAGAAGAAAGCAAAGUCAAAAACAAUGAUAUACAAAGGUGUUCACAGGAAAAAGCGGAAAAACAAGACUGCCGCAAAGCUGAAACGCAAAACCUCGUUGACGCUCAAGCGCCUCCUGGUGGGCAACAACGUGCGCGUAUCCUACGCGGCGCCAUCUGGCGGCGCGGCGGCAACGAUCCCCGACGAGCGCGACCACUCGUACGCGCCGUCGCCCGCGCACCAGGUGACGCCACCGUUCACCGACGGCUUCCCGCUUGACGUCGACCUUGACCUUGACGACAUCUCCCUCGUCUCGACGACGAGCUACGCCUCGGCGGCAUCUCCGCGCGGCGGCGGAGGUGGGGGCGCCACCGCGUCGAUCCUGGCCACGACUGGCCGCGCGGGCGAUACAUUGCGCCAUCCGAGAGAGAGUGGUCUCAUGUGGAGGUCUUCUUCAGGGCUCACAGUCAUGUCUACACAGUGA
Priapulus caudatus is the source of this 2384-nucleotide messenger RNA. Its product is annotated as MBT domain-containing protein 1-like. Bases 153 to 2384 code for a protein of 743 amino acids. The transcript is spliced from 20 exons. NCBI's taxonomy places the organism in Eukaryota, Metazoa, Priapulida, Priapulimorpha, Priapulimorphida, Priapulidae. The record is from RefSeq and is a predicted model, not a curated record. Gene Ontology annotation, biological process: regulation of DNA-templated transcription. Gene Ontology annotation, cellular component: nucleus.